Neocloeon triangulifer is the source of this 3286-nucleotide messenger RNA. RefSeq names its product histone H2A deubiquitinase MYSM1-like. Gene Ontology annotation, biological process: double-strand break repair. Gene Ontology annotation, molecular function: polyubiquitin modification-dependent protein binding; metallopeptidase activity. Gene Ontology annotation, cellular component: BRCA1-A complex; BRISC complex. NCBI's taxonomy places the organism in Eukaryota, Metazoa, Arthropoda, Insecta, Ephemeroptera, Baetidae. The coding region runs from base 332 to 2647 and encodes 771 amino acids. The record is from RefSeq and is a predicted model, not a curated record. The transcript has 12 exons.
AAAAGAUGUAAGAAUCGAGCAAGCGUAAACCGGGCUAAACAAUCUCGCAGACUCGCACUUCGCAUUCGCAGGACUUGUGUGAUCCUGAAUCCUGAUUUUACAUCAAAACCUCCAAAAGAUGACGCUUCGCUUGAGCAUUGACGUAUGUGUGGCAGUAAUUCUCCCUGCGGAGUCGUGAGAGCGGAAAUUUGUAUAAAUGAUUUCACGAUUCGGCCGGAUUUGACGUGUUUAGCUCUGCAAUAGCCAAAAUAGGAAACGCAUCAUUUGAAGUUCUUGCUACGAUGGCAGUGUACUUGGUACGCAGAGUGCAGAUCAACUAUUGCAUGACUGCAUGAAUCCAUCCUGGCUCUUGGAGUCAUCUCAACAUUGCUGGUUGUCACCAACCUUAGAGGAUCGUCAGCGAAGCUCACCGGCUGCUGUAGAAGAAAGAUCGAGUCUUUCCAGUCCUUGGGAAGAAAGUGACAGCUGGACUGAGAGAGAGAAAAGCUUGUUAGAAAAAGGAAUUGAAUUAUUUGGUCGGAGUUGGACACGAGUUUCUCAGUUUGUUGGAACUAAAACUCCUCUUCAGUCCAAGUCUCAAGCGUCUCUUAUGGGAAUCAGCAGCACUUCGAGAAUAUCUGAGUCAUCUGAGCAUGAAGAAGAAGCCAUUCAAGCAGCUCCCCCGACAAUCUCUGAAGUUAAUGUGGAGCAAAAGCAAACGGCAAGCUUUAACUACACUGAAAUUUAUGAUGACAUGGCUAUCCCAGCCUCCAUAGAAGAAGUCAUCUCAGUUGUCACCACUGCUCAACCAACAGUAUUAGAUACAUCCGCAAGUCCGCCAAAAAAGAAAAAGCGUCUAUUAAUAAAUGAAACGCCAAAAGCUUCAGCGGCAAAGCAAAAAUUGACUCGAGAGAAAACGAGACCGCCUAAGUCAAUAGAUAGGUCUAAAAAGUUUGAGACUAUUAGUGCAGUGGAAGAGCUAGACCUACCAAAAUUGAAAUUGGACGAAGUCAGUCAAGAUGUUGACAGGGAAGUUGUGGAGGCACUUGAAACCUUUGAUGCUAGUUUUGAGGAAAACAAACAUACUGGACCUGUUAUAUUUGUAUCAGAGGGCGAGGAAUUGGUUAGGAUUCAAAAGGCGUCUGAUGAUUCUGACGAUAGUGAAAUUGAUAUUGAUGAUGGUGACAACACUUGUGACGUGAAAAAGCUGAUCUUGAAAGAAGAAAGUGAACCAGAAGCUGUUGUCAGCAAUAAAGUUUUACAACCUGAAGUUGAUUGCAAAGUGGAGGAAGUGGCAUUUGCAGAAUUAGAGGAGGAAAAAGUUGGAAAGGAAAAAAUUUUUACCUUCCCACUGCCAUUACAAGAAGUCUCCCUGGAUCCAGAAAUCGUCACUGAUCAAGAAAAAGAUGUUCACUUUGAGUUUUUCACCGGCAGACCGACGAAAACACCGUCACGAUACCUGAAGAUACGAAACCACAUAAUUGAUAUGUGGAAAGAGUGCAAGCCUAACUAUGUUAGUAAAACUCAGACUAGGAAUGGACUUAAAAAUUGUGGUGAUGUAAAUGCAAUUGGCAGAAUUCAUGCUUACCUGGAACAAAUAGGUGUCAUAAAUUUUGGCUGCGAGCAAGUCCUCUACAAGCCAAUUGUGAUACCUACAGGCACCAAAAAAUCUGUAAGUGUCUCCAAAAUUCGACUGGAGUCAAAACCCUUGAGUCUCAGGUCUGAUGGUGGUCGACCAAGGAAGAAGCGUACAGAGCAGCUGGAUUCUGAUGGUGAAGGAGGAUACACUAUUACCCACGAUGAACAUGGAAGUGCAAUAUUGACAAAAGUUUACAGAGAGCAAUCACCAAAAACCAGUAAAAGCAAGAAAUCAUCCCAAAACGAGCACCAUAGACUUGUUUAUUGUCAUAAAUUUUCGGAUAUACAUAAGGCUCCAUUUUCUGUAAUAUUGGAUAUUGGUGCGCUUUUGUUAAUGGACGUCCACUCGCACUCUAGCAAAUCUGAAGUUAUUGGGCUCCUAGGUGGAUGUUUUGAUGCAAGAACAAAGAAACUGCACAUUUCCAGGGCUGUUGCUUGCAAAAGUCAAAGUACCGGUGUGCAAUGUGAUAUGUGCCCAAUUUCACAAACAGAGGCAAGUGAAACUAUUCAGUAUGCAGGACUAGAGGUGGUCGGAUGGUACCACUCGCACCCUACAUUUUUGCCCAAUCCGUCGGUUCAAGAUAUGGAAACCCAAGUAAGGGUCCAGAAUUGGUUUGAGAAGACAGAAGCACCAUUCAUUGGCAUCAUUGUUGCACCUUAUUACAGUGCUAACAAAACCUUAGCCUCUAAUUACAAAUGUCUAAUCAUGCAGGAUGAAGGCGGAGAAACAAAACCAUACCAGUUUCCCGUCCAAGUUUCACCUAGUCAGAGUUACAGCGAAAGUCUCCUAGGUAGAAUUGAAGACGUGUUUUUACAAAUGGACCAUGAUCAAGGUAGUGCAAUUGUGCCAUUUGACGAGGAGGUGUUUCCCAAUUCUUCAGUUUCGUACCUUGAGAAAGUGGUAGAGAGUGCUCGCUUGCACAUUGACCGAUGCCAUCCAGCUCUAUCAAUAGAUCAGAGAUCAGCUCUCAUCUCGGGCAUUAUAGACUUGUGCGAACGCAACACAAAACCAAAAACGGAGCUCUUUUAGCUCCAUAUAACCUUCGAUAGCAAAGUAUUAAUUUAUUUAUCCAAUGAUAUUGACACUGUGAAUUGGUUAGAUUUGAUUUAUUUGUAAAAACUUUGAAAAUUGAUUAAUGGACUCCAGGAUUACUUGAUUUCAGCCUGAAAUGAUAAUACACAAAUAUUAAUGAAUAAGCCUGAAUUAUUUAUAAUUAUCCCUACCACAACAUCCAGUGCUUGCUUAAUGUCUGCGACCAGGUCCUCUGGAUUUUCGAGACCUACAGAGAGGCGAAUCAAAGUGUCGGAAAUUCCAAGCUCCUUUCUAGCCUCUGCAGGGACCGACGCAUGUGUCAUCACACACCUAGAAUUAAAUUUAUUUAACAAUGCAGCCUUCAUCAAGAACUCUACUUACGGAAGCUCAGCGAGACUCUCAAACCCUCCCAAGCUCUCUGCCAAAUAGAACAACUUCAGAGCCUUCAGGAAGGCUUCGGAAUGCUGAAGGCCACCCUUGAUGUAGAAUGAGAAAAUAGCGCUGUGUCCAUAGGAUUGCUUCUUUGCAAUAUCAUGCUGGGGGUGGCUUGGAAGACCCGGGUGCAAAACCUUUUCCACUAGAGGAUGAGCCUCAAGAGCCUGGGCCACAGCAAGUCCAUUUGUCAUGUGCUGGCGC